GCCAAAAAAAAAAAGAAACCACCGCAGUUUGAAAUGAUGGCGUCCGAGAAAGACACGACCAGUCUCCGCUGGUUUGUCUGUGGUCAACUCCGAGAUGAGCCAGACCUCAGCACACUGACCUUGAGGAUUUUGAAAAAGCGAUAUCUGGCCCAUGUGCGAUGUGAAUCAUUAAGUAGAGGUCAGAGACAUUUCAUGAAACAGGUGGUUCAAGAGGAGCUGAUGAAAAUGCAGGAUAAUGACAAGAUUAAAAGUGAGUUGGAGACCAAAAAGCUCCAAAACAAAAGGAAGAGAGUAAAAGAGAAUGACGAGGUGAUAAGUGGGGCAGAAGAUGAAGUUAAAUCCACGGCAAAGAAAUCUCGUCAGUCAAGAUCAUCAUCAGAAUCUGAAGAUAAAGAGGACUGCAAAACAGGAAGUGGGGAGAGUAAGGAGGAAGAGCAAAUUCAGUCUGAAUCUGAGGAUGAAGAGCAAGCAGUGCAAAAAUCAAAUGGAAACGGUAAACGGCAGAUAAACAGUGAAGACUCUGAAGAUGAGGAAAAGUCUGAAAAAGAAGAGAAUGAGCGUGACUGUGAUGACAGUCCAAAAGAAAUGGUGAAGAAGAGAGAAAGUAAUACAAAGAACGGAAAGACAGGAAGUGGUGAUGCAAGUGAAGGAAAGAAAACACCACAGAGCGAUAAAGAGAAUGAAACUGACACAGAUGGCAAAGCAGAAAGGAGCGACAAAAUCAAUGCUACUGACUCCUCAGACAACAGACAAGAAAAAAAAGUCUUGGGAGAAAAGAAAAAUAACGACCCAGACUCUGAUUCAUCAUCACUUCCCUCUGUGGAGGAUGAACAUCAUAGUGAGACGGAAAAUACACAAGAUAAAAAGAAGAAGAAAACCGUGAAAAAAGAGGAGCGCAGCAAAAGUCAAAAGGAUGACAACAGAGCCAUUUUGAGGCUCAAACGCUACAUCGCUCUCUGUGGUGUGAAGAAGAACUACAAGAAGCUCCUCGAUGGCUGUCGCUCUGUGCGCUCCAAGGUGGCUGUUCUGAAGAAGGAGCUGGAAGAUAUUGGUGUCCAAGGCAAUCCAUCUAUUGAGAAAUGCAAAAAAGUCAAAAUGAAGAGAGAGGAAGAUGAGGAACUAGUUGAUAUGGAUGUCAGCAACAUUAUUGUCACACAAGCACACACAAAAUAUGAAUAUGUUGGGGUACCUCUCUCAGGUCGACCUAAGCGCAGGGCCUCAGCCUGGCAGGAACAACAGGACGCUCCAUCCUCUCCAUAUCUGCGCACUCUGAACUCUGACUCUGAUAGUGAUCAGGAACACGACACACCGAGAGGGCGCAGAAGAACAACAGACUGGGCCAACCUGCAGGGGAUCAUUAGUGACGAUGCAGACAGCGACUGACCGGGAAAUAAAUUACUUUGAUUGUGAGGAUUCUGAUACAAAAAAAAUCAGUGGAGAGUUGAUAAAUGAUUGUUUCAUGUACAUCUAGUAUGUUGUAUUUCAAAUAAAAGUAUUUUUCCCGGUGUAUAAAAACAUGUGCUGAUUCACUGUUUAUUAUAGCUGAAUGAAAUAAAUGUAUAUAAAAGUA
Messenger RNA from Dicentrarchus labrax (European seabass), 1570 nucleotides. RefSeq names its product HIRA interacting protein 3 (gene hirip3). Lineage: Eukaryota; Metazoa; Chordata; Actinopteri; Moronidae. The coding region runs from base 34 to 1383 and encodes 449 amino acids. Gene Ontology annotation, cellular component: nucleus. The record is from RefSeq and is a predicted model, not a curated record. The transcript is spliced from 8 exons.